AUGGCGUCCAGAUUCAUUCAAGACCUCAGCAUAGAUACGGGUACCAUCGCCAACAUCAUAGAUUAUCCACGGAAUGGUUUGAAGGUCAGUCUGAGUGCCACGGAUUAUGAAACCGAGAGAGUCCGCAAGGAAGCUCAAGAGCCGAAGAAAAGUGAAUUCAAGGAAGAUAAUGAAGAUGUUCCCCAUGGUGAUGAAAAAGAUACUGGUGAUAUUGGUGACAUCAGUGGUGAUGGUGAUGGUGAUGGUAAAGUGGAGAAUAGUGAUGAUGCCGAGGAAACUGCAGCAGCCAAGAGCAGUGAUGACCCUAUGGAGGGUGAUACAAUUAAGAAAAGUGAGGGUCCUGAAGAGGUCACGGCAAGUGUAACCAAGAAAGCUGAUGAACUGGAAGGCGUUCAACUUCAAGGUGAAGAAAUCAAAGGAGGUGAUGUUACUGGAGCAAAUGAUGAAGCAGAUGAAGGUGUUGAAGUUGAGGAAGCAGAGGUUGGUGAUGAACCCAACGAAGGUGAUGACCCCAUGGGAGAUGAUGAUGAGGUUAGUGACGAAUCGGAAGAUGAUCAAUCAGAGGGAAGUGACGAAAGUGAUUACGAUGACGAUACCGAUGACGAUGAAGCUCUGGAAGGUGUUGCAGCUAACGCAAGUGAACAAGUUGAUGGAAUUGAACUGGCCAACAUUGGUCUAAAAGGCAGGGAGGAAAGCGAUGAAGAAGAAAGUGAUACUGAUCAGGAUAGUGAUUUUGAAGAGGAGCAACCCAAGGCCAGUAAGGGAUUCAUCAGGGUAAUGACCCUCAGCCAAUCAUUUGGAGUAAUCAUUCAAGGUUCUGGAGCUACAUUGUCUCCACAAACUAAGAGGAAGGCUAGGUCAGGCAAAUACAUAAUGAUUCAACUGAAGAACGAACCAGAUAUACCUAAACACAGCAACGUGGUCAUCGAGCUGCAGCCAGACGUCUGCGAACUCUUCGGUAAGGAUGCUUACGAUUCAAUGGAGAAGGGAGACUGGACGAAAAUGAUUCAAGUUGCUAAGAAGAACGGAUAUCCGUACCCUGAGGUACUGAACAAGAUGCGGGCCAGCCUGGGUAAGGCUCCCAUCAAGAUAAAGCCGAGAAAUUAA
Molecule: messenger RNA, 1107 nt
Organism: Spodoptera litura
Lineage: Eukaryota; Metazoa; Arthropoda; Insecta; Lepidoptera; Noctuidae
Source: RefSeq, a predicted model, not a curated record